AUGGCGCCAGGCAAAAACAUACCACCGUCAUCUCCUGUAUCAAAAAAGGCUACCCCUGCAUCAGACCACUAUGAAUCUUCUAAGGUACGUCGAACCGCUAAAUCACCCAUAACUUAUACAGACAUGGUUGACGCAAUUAAGUCGACAAUUGGUCCACUCCUUACACAAGCGGUCUCUGAAAUAACUUCACAAUUACAACAUCUGUCGCACAGAGUCAGUGAUGCUGAGAAUAAUAUUGGCAUACUUUCCCAUGAUAUGACUUCUGUUCAAAUGGCUACGGCCAGCCUUGAAAAGGAAAAUUACCAGCUUUUACGAAAGAGAAGCAGCACAGCCAGGCCACAUCCCACACUGCCAAGAGAUGCAGAUGGUGCCAAUGCAGGUUCUUCUUCGGCAAAUCCCCCUCCACUAAGGUGCCCAUCACAGGGCUCGGAUCCUCAACAUAGGAGGCAAACCAAGAGACGCCGUCUUGAGGCUAAAUCACCAGCAGCAUCCUCACCACCCCAACGGCGCAUCUCCAUAGUGUCGGCCCUGCCACCACAAGGCAUUUUGGCCAGCCCACAAAGCGAGGAUCCUCAAUCCCCUCAGCUGUCUGAACCACCCCUCAUGGCCGAGGAUUCCCAGCAGGAAAGUGACCAGCAGGAUACCUACACACUACACCUGCAAGCCAUAGAUCCUACCGAGACAACCACGCCGCAGGACAUACCCCAACCACCCCAAACAUCCCACAGCCCCCAAUUGAGCCCAACACCACCCCAGCAAAUGGCCCCCGAGUUUUGGAGCAGUUGGGCCACACAACAGGCGCAACACUAUGCGUGCCUGAACACCCACACCCAAUACCACGCCAGUCUGCCCCAUCAUCUGCCGCGACUCAGUCGUAACUCAGGCAGACUGAUAGUUCAGGUUGGCAGAAUUGCCAAUUCAAUGGAGCAGAUGGGGGCAGACAACACCCAAAUGCAAGCCAAUCUGCAACGCAUCAUGGAACAGCGGCAGCAACAACCCUCAUUCAACUGAUUCAACACAACCAAAUGAUUAACAAAAACCUGUCCAGAAUUAUUGCAAGCAACACUGCCGCUAAUAGCCAACUCACUGCAAGCCUAAAUAACCUGAGCCAAAGCCUUAAUGUGUUGGCAUCACACCAUCUAAGCUCUAGCUCGGGAACAACUACACCAAGCCAGACCCCAGUUACCUCCCCAGUUAGACGCUCCAGCAGAACCCGGAUCAACGAACCAGGGCAAGCCUCUGCACCCAGCACACACAAAAAAUA
Pseudophryne corroboree (corroboree frog) is the source of this 1264-nucleotide messenger RNA. Its product is annotated as polycystin-1-like protein 3. The record is from RefSeq and is a predicted model, not a curated record. NCBI's taxonomy places the organism in Eukaryota, Metazoa, Chordata, Amphibia, Anura, Myobatrachidae. The coding region runs from base 1 to 1011 and encodes 336 amino acids. The transcript has 4 exons.